Molecule: messenger RNA, 1806 nt
Organism: Aspergillus terreus NIH2624
Lineage: Eukaryota; Fungi; Ascomycota; Eurotiomycetes; Eurotiales; Aspergillaceae
Product: EXO70 family protein
Exons: 3
Coding region: 1-1806 (601 amino acids)
Biological process (GO): exocytosis
Cellular component (GO): exocyst
Molecular function (GO): phosphatidylinositol-4,5-bisphosphate binding
Source: RefSeq, a predicted model, not a curated record
AUGGUUGCCCCUCGAAAUACAGCGUUUGCGGAGGAGAGCGCCGAGGUGGAGGUGCUCUAUGCCAACCUCGAGAAGCUGAAACUCCUGACGAAGAAAAUCCAGGGCUCCAUGGUUCGUCUGGAGACCGGUGGGAAUGUUGUCAAACACGCGAUAGGCCCAAUCUACAGCAACACGCAGUCUCUCCAAAUUACCAACAGCAAUAUCGACAAGAAUUGCGACUUGCCGCAGUACCUGGCUGCGUUGCGACGGGUGGAAAAGGCUUUGGUGGAUCUUCAUUCUACGAAUUUGAAGUCGAACCAGAAAGCCAUCUCCGAGUUUACUUCCUUACUGAAUACUGGCACCGCGCAGCUCCAAGAUCUGUUUCGCAGUAAAUUGAGCGACCAUGUCGGCACGAUAGAGCCGCUACAUUAUUUGACGAAAGAGCUCGCCUUCCCAUCUAUCCCCGACGAUACACUUGCGGACCUAGGACCUAUCUGUGCAGCGAUCGGCUCGGCAGCCUCACAAGGAUUCCAACGCAAUGAUGGUUCGAAUCCGGCUGUCAAAAUCUACUCAGAGACCCGUGCACCUUAUAUCACAUCCAGCUUGCAGAACCUUGCCAUCGCUUCCAUGAACACAGUCAAACGGAGGCCUACGGACGGACCUUACACGCAAGGCACCAACGGUAUUGGCAUUUACUCGAACGCGCUGGAGAAUUUUAUCUAUACUGAGCACGACAUCAUUUCUCGUAUCUUCACUGGUGAUCAGCGGGGCCUGGCUCUGCAAACGACCUGUCGACCGGCCUUAGCAGAGUACUCGAAGACUCUACGGGAGCUCAAUCAAUACAUCAAAGCUAAUCUCAUGACGGAUUGUUUCCUGGCCUUUGAGAUCAUUGAGAUCGUGACUGCCAUGUCUUAUCGUGUCGACUCGAAGACUGGGGAACUGAAGAGUUUAUUCAUCGAAGCGCUUCGGCCGGUUCGUGAGACGGCCAAGUCGUCGCUUUCUGAACUGAUCGAAGAGACGAAGCGGAAGUGUGGCAGUAUUUCGAUGCUACCGCCUGAUGGUGGAUCUGUUCCUCUCGUGAACGAAGUCAUGAGCUCCCUCACCACCUUGACCAACUAUUCUGGCCCCCUCGCCUCGAUUCUGACCUCCCUCGGGGACGGCAACUGGCGGUCCACUGCCAAUGCGGCCAGCACGGCUCCUUUAGACGUGAGUCCGGACAGUUCUACCCUCCUGUCGCAUUUUAUUCUCGAUAUGAUCGAGGCCUUGAUGGUCGGACUCGAGGCACGGGGCCGGGCGUUCCACAGGUCCAAGUCCGUCCAAGGGGUGUUCUUAUCGAAUGUGUUCUGCCACGUGGAUCGUUCGAUUCGGCAGAGCCCCGAGCUGGCACGGUACUUGGGCUCUCCCGACAGCAUUGCGCGGAUCGACUCCUUCCGGAAACGCGCUACCUCGACGUAUCUGGAUGCUUGGAAGGAGACCUCGCACUACCUUCUCGACGUGCAGUAUACCUCACGAGCGGCUGGCCGGCCGACCUCCGGAGGAGUGGUUGACUCGGGUGCUAUUGUUAAAUCCUUGUCAUCUAAGGACAAGGAUGCUAUUAAGGACAAAUUCAAGUCAUUCAAUGCCAGCUUUGACGAACUUGUCUCUCGCCACAAGCAGCUUCACAUGGAGCGGGAGGUACGGUCUGUACUGGCCCGGGAGGUUCAGGCGGUGCUGGAGCCACUAUACGCGCGGUUCUGGGACCGCUAUCACGAGAUCGACAAGGGUCGCGGGAAGUAUGUGAAGUACGACAAGGGGGGCUUGUCUGCUCAGCUUGCUGCUCUUGGUUGA